Molecule: messenger RNA, 1308 nt
Organism: Pyricularia grisea
Lineage: Eukaryota; Fungi; Ascomycota; Sordariomycetes; Magnaporthales; Pyriculariaceae
Exons: 1
Coding region: 1-1308 (435 amino acids)
Source: RefSeq, a predicted model, not a curated record
AUGUCGUUCGCAAAAAGUAUGCCAGCACAGCGAGUGCCGGCAUGGAAACGAUUGGGUCUUAAGCUCAAAGGUUCUGCCGACAAUGACAGCACAUCUUUACUGCCGCCAAGUCAGCCUGCAGCAGUAGCGACAAGCUCCCCGUCGUCCAACAUAAGCGGCUACAGCUCCAACAACAAGCGCAAAGACCAUCCCGUCAGCAACGGCAUCGCCGACGAGGCCUCAGUCAGCAAGCGUUCACGCACCGGCCUCGAUCAUACCUUCCAAGGGCGCCGCAAGUCUGUGACGUUUGCCGACGGGACCAAGGGAUCUGAUCCCGUCCCGCCAGUAGCCACUGAGACUCCCUCAAAGCCAAAGUCCAAGAAGAACAAGAAGAAGAGCAAGGGCUCCAAGACCGAGAAGCAGCCGGGACAGGACUUCAAGCCAACACAAAUUCAACCAGAGCUCUCCAAGUACCUCCGUGAGUGGGAAACCUCGAGAGAGAACUGGAAGUUCAAAAAGAACUACCAAACGCUACUUAUCAAAUACGCCUUUACCCCUGAAAUGGUGCCAGCUGCCGACUUUGGCAUUUUCCUCAAAUAUUCUCGCGACAGCAAGGGGGCUUCCCGCGACUGGCUCAAGAAGUCGGCAGAGGAAGUUAGGAAGAAGGAUCUGGAUUUUACCGCCGCAAGUACCGGGGACGUGGCGAAAGGGUCGGAGCAAUACCAAAGCCUGCUCGUGACUAUGCUACAAUCACACCCUGGCAGUGGCACUAAUGCCAACGGCAAACGAGUUCGUGGUGACUAUAACGAGGAGGAUUUCGUCAUGGGUGGCACCAAUGCCGUCGACACACGUGACCCUGAAGUAACGCAGCGUCUGGUCAAAAGACUUCGAGCAGAGUUGGUCCUCGAUGAGCUUUCCAGUGGGGAUGAUUCAGAAGCAACCAUGACGACGUCGACGACGGGAACCUCGGACGCGGAUUCAACCCCUCGAGAUUCAAAGUUGGCGUCGACAUCUGAUGCAGCUGUCUUGGGGGAUAUUGGUGCAAAGGAUGGCAGGCGAAAACGCAACCGCAACAAAAGGACACUUGCCGAAGACGAUGCGAGCAGUAGCAGUGAUAGCAGUGACGACGAGGAUGCCGAAGAUGCGGAUGAGGACGACGAUACUUCGAGCUCAGGAACCAGCAGCAGCGGUUCCGAAGAUUCUGGUUCGGAGAGCGAAGGGACACUGCUGAGGUUACAGCAACAGCGCGAGGAGCUCGACACUUCAUCCGAGUCUUCAAGCAGUAGCAAUUCAGAUUCGGAAAGUUCGUCCGAUGACGAUGAGCUGUAG